Dipodomys spectabilis (banner-tailed kangaroo rat) is the source of this 858-nucleotide messenger RNA. RefSeq names its product caudal type homeobox 4 (gene Cdx4). Gene Ontology annotation, molecular function: DNA-binding transcription factor activity, RNA polymerase II-specific; RNA polymerase II transcription regulatory region sequence-specific DNA binding. Bases 1 to 858 code for a protein of 285 amino acids. Lineage: Eukaryota; Metazoa; Chordata; Mammalia; Rodentia; Heteromyidae. The record is from RefSeq and is a predicted model, not a curated record. The transcript has 3 exons. Gene Ontology annotation, biological process: animal organ morphogenesis; regulation of transcription by RNA polymerase II; anterior/posterior axis specification. Gene Ontology annotation, cellular component: nucleus.
AUGUACGGAAGCUGCCUUUUGGAGAAAGAAGCGGGCAUGUACCCGGGCACUCUCAGGAGCCCUGGAGGAGACAGCAACGCGGGGGUGGGUCACUCUGGGAGCGGUGGGAGUCCGCUGCCAGCCCCCAACUUCGCUGCGACCCCGACUUAUUCACAUUAUAUGAGCUAUCCUCAUGUGGCCAGCAUGGAUCCUCACGGUCCAUCGCUGGGGGCCUGGAGCUCACCCUACAGUCCCCCCCGGGAAGACUGGAGUGUGUAUCCAGGGCCGUCCAGUGCAAUGGGCACAGUGCCCAUGAACGAUGUGACACAGAGUCCUGCGGCUUUUGGUUCACCCGAUUACAGCAACCUGGGUCCCUCGGGCGGCGGCGGAAACAGCAGCAAUAGCUUGCCAACCCCCGCCAGUGGGUCACUGAUCUCCAUCGACCCAGUGACCGCAGACGCCACUUCUCCCAGUAGGAGCCGCCACAGUCCUUAUGCAUGGAUGCGCAAAAGCGUGCAGGUGACCGGGAAAACCAGAACAAAAGAAAAAUACCGUGUGGUUUACACAGAUCAUCAAAGGCUGGAGCUGGAAAAGGAAUUCCACUGCAAUAGAUACAUCACUAUCCGGAGAAAAUCAGAGCUGGCAGUUAACCUGGGACUUUCUGAGAGACAGGUGAAAAUCUGGUUUCAGAACCGGCGAGCCAAGGAGAGAAAGAUGAUCAAAAAGAAAAUCUCCCAGUUUGAGAACAACGGAGGCUCAGUGCAAAGUGACUCUGGCUCCAUCAGCCCUGGGGAAUUGCCUAAUGCUUUUUUCACCACUCCAUCUGCUGUCCGUGGAUUUCAACCUAUUGAGAUACAACAGGUCAUAGUGUCUGAAUGA